AAAUUCCCUGUACCAAACUCCACAAGCUCUAAUCCAAUGCACGCUAAACUGCUCACUGUCUUUACAGUUCUCUGCUUUUCUGUCUAUUGUAUGGCAGAUGCCAAUAAAUAUACUGGAUACUCUCGUCGUCACCGUGGCAUGGCUCGGCUUUCGUCCAGUGAAAUGAGCUCUGAUGCUUUGCAAAAGAGGUUCGAUAACGCCCGUUUUACAUUCUACGAUGUUAGCAAGGGCGCAUGUGGGACUACCAAUGUUGCAUCUGAUUUCGUCGUUGCUCUGAACUCCGACCAAUAUGGGGAUGGUUAUCCUGGUCCACACUGUGGCGAGACCAUCACAAUCACCGCCAACGGUAAGACCACCACUGCUGUCAUUGAGGAUGAGUGCCCUGGCUGUCCAUACGCUGGGCUGGACCUUUCGCGAGGUCUUUUCGACUUCUUCGCAGAUGAAUCAGCUGGAGUUAUCUAUGGCAGCUGGGAUUUCACUAAUGGAAACUGAGCGCAGAGAUUCUCUCCUGACCUCUUUGGUCGCUUUGUUUUGAAAUCCUUGUGGUAUAUUAGUUAUUACUGUAAGCCUCUCCGUGUUUUCUUCCGAGCAGAGGAGUCUAUAUCGCAGCUGUAAUAGAACAUAGUGCAGAUCAUUACCCUUGUAGGCCACCAUUGGAGGCGGGAGGAGUCAUCAGCUGGGCAAUCAUGGCGUAGUUCAUCUGCGUUAACAGCUGAUUACUUAUACAUCCAUUCCGACAUGCUCUGCAUCUGAGCGACCGACUUCUCCAUGGACACACGAUAUCCACGCCAUACGCAUAACCGUGUUAAUCGCAUUCAUUACCAUUUCCUCUCCAUCUAACCCGUACUCUGAGUCCCGAACGCAAACUACACCCUUC
Stereum hirsutum FP-91666 SS1 is the source of this 877-nucleotide messenger RNA. RefSeq lists its product as uncharacterized. The record is from RefSeq and is a predicted model, not a curated record. The coding region runs from base 91 to 492 and encodes 133 amino acids. NCBI's taxonomy places the organism in Eukaryota, Fungi, Basidiomycota, Agaricomycetes, Russulales, Stereaceae. The transcript is spliced from 5 exons.